AGAUAAGCAGAGGCAGUCAGUGGUCCUGAGGGCACUGCAGAACCAUGGGUGUCUCUGUGCUGAGCUCCAGCGGACUUCCAGGAGGCAUCUCUGGGCUCCUCCAAGUGGCCUCCGUGCUCAGCCUGCUUCUGCUGCUGCUCAAGGCCAUCCAGCUCUACCUGCGCAGGCAGUGGCUGCUCAAAGCCCUCCAGCAGUUCCCGUGCCCUCCCUCCCACUGGCUCUUUGGGCACAGCCGGGAGUUCCCAAACGACCAAGAACUGCAGAGGACUCUGAAAUGGGUAGAGGAAUUCCCAAGUGCCUGUCCUUUCUGGCUGUGGGGGAGCUUCGCCCGUGUCCAGGUCUAUGACCCUGACUACAUGAAGGUGAUUCUAGGGAGAUCAGAUCCAAAGGCUAAUGGUUCCUACAGAUUCCUGGCUCCCUGGAUUGGGUACGGUUUGCUCCUGUUGAACGGGCAGAAGUGGUUCCAGCACCGGCGGCUGCUGACCCCAGCCUUCCACUACGACAUCCUGAAGCCCUACGUGGGGUUCAUGGCAGACUCUGUCCGAGUGAUGCUGGACAAGUGGGAGAAGCUCGCCAGCCAGGACUCCCCUCUGGAGGUCUUUCAACCCAUCUCCUUGAUGACCCUGGACACCAUCACGAAGUGUGCCUUCAGCCACCAGGGCAGCCUCCAGCUGGACAGGAACGCCCAGUCGUACAUCCAGGCCGUGAAGGACCUGAACGACCUGUUCUUUUCCCGUGUUCGGAAUGCCUUUCUGCAGAAUGACACCAUCUACAGCCUGACCCCAUCUGGCCGCUCGAACCAGCGCGCCUGCGAGCUCGCCCAUCAGCACACAGACCGAGUGAUCCAGCAGAGGAAGGCUCACCUGCAGGCCGACGGAGAGCUGGAGAAGGUCAGGAAGAAGAAGCACUUGGACUUCCUGGACAUCCUCCUCUUGGGCAACAGGGAGAACGGCAGCAGCUUAUCAGACAGGGACCUCCGUGCUGAAGUGGACACGUUCAUGUUUGAGGGCCACGACACCACAGCCAGCGGCUUGUCCUGGACCCUCUAUGCUCUGGCCACACAGCCCGAGCAUCAGCAGAGGUGCCGGGAGGAGAUCCAGAGCCUCAUGGGGGAUGGAGCCCCCAUCACCUGGGACCACCUAGACAAGAUGCCCUACACCACCAUGUGCAUCAAGGAGGCACUGAGACUCUAUCCACCGGUGCCAGGCAUUGGCAGAGAGCUCAGCAAACCCAUCACCUUCCCAGAUGGACGCUCCCUGCCCAAAGGUAUCGUAGUCGCGCUUUCUAUUUAUGGCCUUCACCACAACCCGAGGGUGUGGCCCAACCCAGAGGUGUUCGACCCUUCCCGCUUUGCGCCGGGUUCUGUGCCACACAGCCACGCUUUCCUGCCCUUCUCAGGAGGAUCGAGGAACUGCAUCGGGAAACAAUUUGCCAUGAAUGAGCUGAAGGUGGCCGUGGCCCUGACCCUGCUCCGCUUUGAGCUGCUGCCUGAUCCCACCAGGGUCCCCGUCCCCGUAACACGAAUUGUGUUGAAGCCCGAGAAUGGGAUCCACCUGCGUCUCAGGAAGCUCCCCAAGACUUAUGGGGUCCAGGACGGGCUCUGAGGGCCUCCAUCUGCCAUCCUGCUGUCUUGCUGUCCUGACCCCUGCUCCUGGCCCCUGGCUCUCUGCCCACAUCCUGCUUUCUAGCUGCCACCUGCCAUUCUUCCUACAGCUGUCCUGCCUCCUGUCCCCUCAUCUGUGUGCCCUUGUCUCUGUCACUGACUCCAGGCUCACUACCUGUUUGUCCACCUGUCUCCUGCCCACCUGCAUCACCGCAUGUCCACCUGACUUCUGAUCCCCUGCCUGCCCUCCCGCCUGUCUGCUCCAUACCUGUGCUUUCCCUUUCUGCCCGCUUGUCUUCCCAGUAUGAGUUUCCUAUCACGCUAUAAUAAACUAGCACAACCUUACUGGCUUUAAA
Messenger RNA from Propithecus coquereli (Coquerel's sifaka), 1959 nucleotides. It is a transcript of the gene CYP4A11, whose product is annotated as cytochrome P450 4A11. Gene Ontology annotation, molecular function: arachidonate monooxygenase activity; alkane 1-monooxygenase activity; iron ion binding. Bases 45 to 1604 code for a protein of 519 amino acids. The transcript is spliced from 12 exons. The record is from RefSeq and is a predicted model, not a curated record. Gene Ontology annotation, cellular component: intracellular membrane-bounded organelle. Gene Ontology annotation, biological process: lauric acid metabolic process; arachidonate metabolic process; icosanoid biosynthetic process. NCBI's taxonomy places the organism in Eukaryota, Metazoa, Chordata, Mammalia, Primates, Indriidae.